Diaporthe batatas is the source of this 2238-nucleotide messenger RNA. RefSeq lists its product as uncharacterized. The record is from RefSeq and is a predicted model, not a curated record. The transcript is spliced from 6 exons. Lineage: Eukaryota; Fungi; Ascomycota; Sordariomycetes; Diaporthales; Diaporthaceae. The coding region runs from base 609 to 2045 and encodes 478 amino acids.
ACACAAUGAGACUCCACGGAGACCAGAACGGCCCGAGCCCCGGAACCCAAGUGGGCACGAUGCGCCCCUAAUUUUCGCGCUGACGCAACUUGAUUGAACUCAUGCACCCCGUGCGGGGACGAGAUCUGAGUCAAGUAUUGGCAGCCAGCCCCCAGGCACCCAAGCACCGGCGCUCCGGCACAAGAGGUUCCCUGGCUUGCCUGGGCGCUCGGGAGCUACCGACAUUUUGGGACGUGUGCGUCCUCGCGUCCGGGGAACCGAUUACCCCCUGGGGAACCUUCCCCACAAAACCCCCGUGGGGAAUCUCAGGGCCAGGGCUGCCAGGUCACGACGCGGGAGGAGGUUGCAAGGAAGCCUGGUAAAUGUUUUCCCCAGUCGCCAUCGCGUUCGUCACCAGCUCCCCCCUAAUCCGUGCCAAUAUCGGACCGAUCUGUUUGUUAUAUCCCAUCGAAACAUUUUGUGGCCCCGUCGUGCCCAAGACUAUAAAUAUGAAGUCAAGGAGCGUGCUCUGUGUCCUUGGCGAGUUCAUCCCAGGUUGAGGCUUCUCUGCUGUCAGCUCAAACCUUUGGCCAUAUAGUCUGUCUCCCCAAAGACACGCAUAUAUCAUCAUGGCUUUCAGCUGGAAAUGCGUUGCUUCCAUGGUGGUGGCCCACCUGGCCGCCCUCGCCCAGGCCCAGGGCGAAGCCCCUCUCACCGUCCAGACAACGGUCGGCGAGGUGACCGGCUUCAUCAAUGAGACUGCCCCGGCCGUCCGUCAGUUCCUGGGUCUCCCAUUUGCCGAGCCUCCCGUGGGAUCCCUCCGUUUCCUGCCUCCCGUCCCCGCCAAGGACGCCGGCCCGAUCAACGCCAACACCUACGCCCCGGCCUGCAAGCAGCAGCGAAGCAGCAGCACGAGCCUGUACACCGAGGUCCUCACCCAGUUCCUCAUCAACGGGCCCGACUCCGAGGACUGCCUGUACGUCAACGUGUACGCGCCCCUCAACCCCGUCGAGGAGAGCCUCCCCGUCUUCAUCUACAUCCCCGGCGGCGGCUUCACCUCGGGCGGGUCCAACUCGCUCUACAAGAUCCCCGACCAGUGGAUCCAGCGGACCCAGUCGCACGUCGUCGUCAUCAUGCAGUACCGCGUCAACGCCUUCGGCUUCCCCAACGGCGCCGCCGCCCACGAGAACGUAGGCCUCCUGGACCAGCGCCUGGCCGUCGAGUGGACGCGGGACAACUCCGCCGGCGGCAUGUCCUCCUCCGUGUACGGCUACGGCUACCCCGAGGACCCCAUCGUGGCGGCCACCAUCUCGGACUCGGGCGCCGCGUCGCCCUCGAACCUGGGCCGCCAGCCCGGCAACUACACCACCUUCAGCACCCUUGCCGGCCUCGUCGGCUGCGGCGGUCUGGCUGACGACGCCGCUGCGGAGCUCGAGUGUGUGCAGGCGGUGGACGCGAACACGCUGCAGGACUACAUCUCCAACACCUCGACCAUCAGCUUUACGCCCGUGAUGGACAACGUCACCUCCUUCUCCAACACGACGGAUCGCAUGGCCCAAGGCCUGGUGGCCAAGAUCCCUGCUAUUGUUGGGCACAAUGCCAACGAGGGUGCGUCUUCUGGGGUAUUCAACGAGGCAACCGGCCCUACUCAGGCGACAAAGGACGGCUUCCAAGCAGCGAUUGGCUGCCCAGUUGUCAAGGAAGCGAGCAACCGCGCGAGGUUCGGUCUUCCAACUUACCGCUACUUCUACGAGGGCAACUUCACCAACAUCUCCCCCUUGCCGUGGGUUGGUGCCGCACACAGCUCUGAGCUCCCACUCCUCUUCGGGACGCACUACGAGUACCGUGGAAACUCGACCGAGUUUGAAUGGGAGACGAGCUACGGCAUGGAGGCACUCUGGCUCUCGUUCGCCGCCAACUCCUCGGCCGACCCCACUGACGGCGUCUCGGUUACGUGGCCCAAGUACAGCGAAGACACGGAUUCCUUGGCGGUCUUUGCUGCGGAUGACACCUGGGUCCAGUUCUCCGAUGGCAGCUUCGGUGCCGGAGUACAGUGCUCUUCUUGAUUCGAGAUGUCGAGUUGAGGUUCCUAGCAUAUAUCCGACAAUUUAAUGAUAUGAAUCACCUUUCUUAUUGUACAUAUAUAACCCAGCGUCGCGAGUGAGUGGUCGAUAUUGGAGCCUCUUAGUGCGACUCAUUAGGCUGUGCACCCUACUUUUGCAAACGAAAGGGGAUGCUAAAUGAACAAAGAACGCAGUG